Ricinus communis (castor bean) is the source of this 2756-nucleotide messenger RNA. RefSeq lists its product as uncharacterized. The record is from RefSeq and is a predicted model, not a curated record. The transcript is spliced from 17 exons. Lineage: Eukaryota; Viridiplantae; Streptophyta; Magnoliopsida; Malpighiales; Euphorbiaceae. Bases 446 to 2227 code for a protein of 593 amino acids.
AUGAUGUAGUUCUUUUUCUUUUUCUUUUUCCUUUUCCUCUUUCUCUUAUUUUUUUUGUUUUGAGGGACAUCUAGUUACAAGUUACAAUAAAUAAUAGACGAGGAUUUUUAACAUCGUUAAUUCUUUUUUCUUCUUCCUCUGAAACUCGCAGGCAGCUUAUCACAAGUACCGCACCGGAAUGGAUAAUACCGGUCUUUAGUUUUCCUUGGAAGACAUAGCUAAAUUUUGUGAGGGCUGAAGGCAUGGAUAUCUUCAGAUCUUGUGCUCGUAGACGAGUCAUGAUUAUGCAGGGAAUCCUCGAGAUGGUAUACCGCCAGUUGAGGGUGUUGCUGGAGGAGGGACAUCAUAUGGGUGGACUGAUGGAGGUUUACAUGGUUUAAAUCUGCCGAAGGGAUCAAUUGACCCUUCGGAGGUUUCAACUGCAAAUUUAGUGCAUGUCUGGUGCAUGCCAAGCACUGCAAAUGUUGGACCACAAGAGAUACCUAGACAUUUGGAGCCUGUAAAUCUUCUGGCAGCUAGAAAUGAACGAGAAAGCGUUCAAAUUGCUAUACGCCCAAAAGUUUCUUGGAGCAGUUCUGGCAGCGCAGGUGCUGUGCAUGUUCAAUGCACUGACUUAUCUUCCACAUCUGGUGAUCGGUUGGUUGCUGGACAAUCAAUAACAUUGAGGAAAGUUGUCACCAUACUUGGUGUCCCAGAUGCACUUGUGCCUUUGGAUCAUCCAGUUAGUCGGAUAAGCCUAGUACCUGGAGAAACAACUGCAAUUUGGGUUUCCAUAGACAUUCCAAGUGCACAGCCUCCAGGUCAAUAUGAAGGAGAUUUCAUCAUUACUGCUACAAAAACGGAGGCGGAAUAUCAAUCACACUGCUUCAACAAAGCUGAAAAGCACAGACUAUAUAUGGAACUAAGGAAUUGUCUUGACAUUGUGGAGCCUAUAGAAGGAAAACCAUUGAAUGAAGUGGUAGAAAGAGUGAAAUCUGCAAGUACAUCUUUAAGAAGAGUUCUUCUGUCUCCAUCAUUUUCAGAGUUCUUUUCAGAUAAUGGGUCAGUUGAUAUGAUGGAUGAAGAUGCUAUUUCAAAUCUCUCAGUUCGCGUAAAGUUAAGUUUGACUGUAUGGGACUUCAUACUUCCAGUAACUCCAUCAUUCCCUGCUGUAUUUGGUAUAUCAGAUACAGUAAUUGAGGAUCGUUUUGGUGUUCAACAUGGAACUGAUGAAUGGUAUGAAGCAUUGGAACAGCAUUUCAAGUGGCUUCUUCAGUAUAGAAUCAGCCCAUAUUUUUGCAGAUGGGGAACCAGCAUGCGUGUUUUUGGGUACACCUGCCCAUGGCCAGCUGAUCAUCCGAAAUCAGAUGAAUAUUUGUCAGACCCAAGACUAGCAGCAUAUGCUGUACCUUACAAUCGAGCAGUCUCCGGUAAUGAUGCUGGGAAGGAUUACUUGCAGAAAGAGAUUGAGAUGCUGAGGACAAAGCCCCACUGGAAGAAAGCCUAUUUUUACUUGUGGGAUGAGCCCCUGAAUUUGGAGCAUUAUGAUUCGCUGCGCAACAUGGCUGGUGAGAUCCAUGGUUAUGCUCCCGAUGCUCGUAUUUUAACUACUUAUUAUUGUGGACCAAAUGAUGCCCCACUUGCACCUACCCCUUUUGAGGCUUUUGUAAAAGUUCCCAAGUUCAUGCGCCCCCACAUUCAAAUUUAUUGUGCAAGUGAGUGGGUGCUUGGUAAUCGAGACGAUCUGGUCAAGGAUAUUAUCUCUGAAUUGCAGCCAGAGAAUGGCGAGGAAUGGUGGACAUAUGUGUGUCUGGGACCCUCUGAUCCUCAUCCAAAUUGGCAUCUGGGGAUGCGAGGUACCCAGCACCGUGCUGUAAUGUGGCGUGUAUGGAAAGAAGGUGGCACAGGGUUUUUAUACUGGGGUGCCAACUGCUAUGAGAAAGCUACAGUUCCUAGCGCAGAGAUUAGGUUUCGGCGGGGUCUACCCCCUGGUGAUGGGGUUUUGUACUAUCCUGGUGAGGUGUUCUCAUCUUCGCAUAAACCAGUUGCUUCACUAAGACUAGAACGCCUGCUCAGUGGCUUGCAGGACAUCGAGUACCUGAAGUUGUAUGCUUCAAGACAUGGAAGAGAUGAAGGGGUUGCUUUAUUGGAGAAGACAGGUGUUUAUGUUGGUCCAGAGCGGUACACAUUAGAGCACAUGCCAAUUGAUGUGAUGCGGGGUGAAAUUUACAACACAUGCAGACCAUGAAUAGUUACCUUCCCAUUAAGUUCACUUAAUCUUGUAGUUAAAUGUUAAUUCAUAGAAACUUUUGUGUUCUAAAAGAUGGAAUAGUUGCGCAAGCUGUUUUCAACUUUCGACACGUAGUCAGGGUCCUCCUGUUGACGUAGUGCUUUAGUGGGGUUGCUCAGGCAAAAGUAAUGAGAAAAUGAUGGGACAUACUGAGAAUCAUUGCUUCUCACUGAUCUAAAGAUUCAUCCUGGCAAGCAUUCUCAUAAGCUUCUGGAAUUGCCCUUUCCAUGUCGUCAGGAGACAUCAAAUUCCCACUUGAAUCGCCUCAUUCUGCAUAGUGUUUUUGUACUCUUGCUUAAAACUCUGAAAGCAUAUUGGUUGCUAUACGAGUUCCUGGCACGCCUGAGGAAAAACUAGUGAAUCAAAUUCAUGGGUUCGCUAGGGGAAAGGUAAAAGAACUGUCUAUUUCAUGUAAAUAAAUCAAACCUGCAUUUCCAGCGGUUUUAUGUUUGUUUUUGAAUGUGCAGUUGAUAGUAACUUCUCUUUC